AUGAAAGAGAAUUCAGUUUUCUCCAUUGUCUUACAAAGCAAAACCACCAAGUAUUGCGUAAAUCUGACCGUGUCAGAGCAAUACAAAACUCAUAGUAUGAAUCUACUAAGGAAUAUAAAAGACCCCGAGAAACCUAAUACCCUAGAAGAACUGAAUGUUAUUUACGAAGAAGGUGUUUUUAUAAAAGAAUCCACUGGGGCUAAUAUAAGUGUAGUGCGAGUAGAAUUCAAUCCUACGGUGCCACAUUGUUCUUUAGCAACCCUAAUAGGAUUAUGUAUAAGAAUCAAAUUGCAGAGAAAUAUGCCUUUUCCUAUUAAAUUGGAUAUUUAUAUUAAGGAAGGGGCGCAUACCACAGAACACGAAAGUGAGUACCUACCUAUUUUCUAUUUGUUAAAAAGUUUCAAUCAUAAAGAAAAUGUCCAGUGA
Molecule: messenger RNA, 426 nt
Organism: Ceutorhynchus assimilis (cabbage seed weevil)
Lineage: Eukaryota; Metazoa; Arthropoda; Insecta; Coleoptera; Curculionidae
Source: the annotation of a GenBank genome assembly